Messenger RNA from Gorilla gorilla gorilla (western lowland gorilla), 1924 nucleotides. Its product is annotated as profilin-1-like. NCBI's taxonomy places the organism in Eukaryota, Metazoa, Chordata, Mammalia, Primates, Hominidae. The transcript has a single exon. The coding region runs from base 93 to 458 and encodes 121 amino acids. The record is from RefSeq and is a predicted model, not a curated record. Gene Ontology annotation, cellular component: cytoplasm. Gene Ontology annotation, molecular function: actin binding. Gene Ontology annotation, biological process: regulation of actin filament polymerization; actin cytoskeleton organization; positive regulation of actin filament bundle assembly.
AGCAGCAGCGACCAGAGGAGCCCCUGCAGCAACGCAACGGCCAGGUGGACGCCUCCAUCUACAGCCUCAUGGCGGACGGGACCUGUUAGGACAUGGCCAUUGUGGGCAACAAGGACCCACCUUCCACCUGGGCCGCCGUCCCAGGGAAAGCCUUCGUCAACAUCACGCCAGCUGAGGUUGGUGUCCUGGUUGGCAAAGACUGGUCAAGCUUUUUCGUGAAUGGGCUGACACUGGGGGGCCAGAAAUGUACUGUGGUCCCGGACUCACUGCUGCAGGAUGGGGAAUUGACCAUGGAUCUUCAUACGAAGUGCAUUGGUGGAGCACCCACCUUCAAUGUCAUUGUCAUCAUGACUGCCAAGACGCUAGGCCUGCUGAUGGGCAAAGAAGGUGUCCACGGCAGUUUCAUCAACAAGCAAUGUUAUGAAAUGGCCUCCCACCUUCAGCGUUCCCAGUACUGACCUCCUUUGUUCCUUCCCCUCCACCGCUCCCCACAGCUUUGCCCCCCUUUCCUUCACAUACACCCACCAUUUUAAUUUCCGGGGCCAUUACCCCACACACUUUAUUGCUGCCAAAACCACAUGGGCUGGGGGCCAGGGAUAGAUGGACAGACACCUUCCCCUACCCAUACCCCUCCUGUGUGUGGUUGGAAAACUUUUUUGUUUUGAGGGAUUUUUUAUGAAUAAAAAAGAUUCUACUAAAAAAAUUAAAUAACUGUACAUAUGUGGGCAAUUUGUUUGAAUCUGUAUUCUUUUACUUUGAUAUAUUUACUAAUACACCAUUACUACCGUUUUUAAAUUACUGUAGCUUUAAAAUCAGGUUUGAAAUCUAGCAGAGUAAGUCCUCCAACUUAUUGCUUCUUCAAGACUGACUUGCUUAUUCUAGGUUCUUUGAUUUUCAAAUACAUUUUGAAAUUAGCUUUUAAAUUUCUCUAAAAUCUCCUACUAGAAAUAUUAAUCAGAAUUGUGUUGAUGUAAUAUGCUAACAAAAUUGAGACUUUCAAUCAAUGAACACGAUAUAUAUUUGUUUAGUCUUAAUUUUUCUCACCAAUUGCUUUUAGGGGCCUUGUACCUGCUUCAUUGCAUGUAUUCAUAAGCAUGUAAUGAUUCUGGCUAUUAAUCUCUAUUAUGUUUUAUUGAUUUCAUUUUCUAGCUGCUAACUGCUAGUAUGGAGAAAUUAAGAUGAUGAAAUCAACUUUAUAAAGGUAUAAUUUAGGUACAACAGACUGCACCACUUUAAAAUGUGUAAUUCAAUGCAUGUUUACAAAUGUAUACACUAAUUGAACCACUGCCACAACCAAGAUAAAGGAAUUUCCCUGUGCCCCAAAGUUUCUUGUACCCCUUUGCAGUUCAUCAGUCUUUCAACCCUCAGCCCCAAGGAGCCACUGUCACUUCAGGUCCGUUUGCAUUUUUAACCAUUUUCUAUAAAUGAAAUGAUGCCUGUGUUCUUUUGUGUCUGCCUUCUUUCAUGCAUCAACGUAACUUUAAAAUCCAACCAUAUGAGUAGUUGCAUCAACAGUUAAUGCCUUGUAAAUGCUGAGUAGUAUUCCUUCAUGUGCCUAUAUCAUGUAUGUUUGUACUUUCACUUGUUAUUGGACGUUUCUAUCAUUCCAUGUUUGGGUUAUUAUGAAGAAACUAUCAUGAGCAUCCAUACGUGGCAGGUCAGGUCUCACUAACCCAGGCCUCCCUAACAACUGUUUCAGUACCGACUGAGUGGUUCAGUUAAAUAUUAAGAGGGGAAAAAAAAAAAAAAAAAAAAAGCCAGUGCCCUUAUACCAAGGCUGGAAUGUAACAAAAGCCCACCAAGAGUUUUGCCUAGGCUUUUCCUGGGCCUUAAAGCAUGACGAAAUAACGAAGGCAUUCUUAACAGAAGUCAUUUAGUAUUAAAUAAGUUUUAUUGGGGGUCUGAAGAAACUCCCCAGGCCUCC